CCACCUCCUCCCCCUCCUCUUCCCCACCUUCUCACUCCUCCCUGCCCCUCCCCUCCACCCUCCCAUCCAGCUCAGGUUGCAGCCUCUCGGGGAGCCGCUCACCUUUCGGGAGCAGGGCCAGCACCUCCGAGCCGGGGCAGGGACCCCGACCGGGCGCGGGGCGCAGCGCCCAUCCGCGGGGCCCCAGGACGCGCGGACCUGCUGCCUGGUCCGGGCCGAUCAUGAAUAAGAUGAAGAACUUUAAGCGCCGCUUCUCCCUGUCCGUGCCCCGCACCGAGACCAUCGAGGAGUCCCUGACUGAGUUCGCAGAGCAGUUCAACCAGCUUCACAACCGGGACAAUGAGGGUGAGGGCACUCCCCCCCAAAAGCCCCUCCUUGCCCUCGACCACGCAGACCACACCCCACACCCCACAUCGUCACUGCUGGCCUUGGGGGAGGACAGAGGGAGGAUGGGGACUUCCCUCCGGGGUACCCAACAACAGGCCGGGUGUUCACGGAGGUCUCUGAGCACAUGGUUGAGGCAGCUGGGAGCCUGGGUCGCAGCCUGUGGCUUGGCCCCGCGGAGUGGCUCUACAGGGAACGCCGGGCCCAGGGUGAGAGGCAGGGGUCUCACAGCACCAGCUGCCCACGUCUCAUCCUGGCCACUGCAGGACAUCAGUAAGAGGCUCUCUCUGCCCGCGGACAUCCGCCUACCCCAGGAAUUCCUGCAGAAGCUGCAGCUGGAGAGCCCGGAGCUCCCCAAACCGCUCAGCCGCAUGUCCCGCCGAGCAUCCCUGUCAGAUAUCGGCUUUGGGAAACUGGAAACAUAUGUGAAACUGGACAAACUGGGGGAGGGCACCUACGCCACCGUCUUCAAAGGGCGCAGCAAGCUGACGGAGAACCUGGUGGCCUUGAAGGAGAUCCGGCUGGAGCACGAGGAGGGGGCGCCCUGCACGGCCAUCCGAGAGGUAUCUCUGCUGAAGAACCUGAAGCACGCCAAUAUUGUCACCCUGCACGACCUCAUUCAUACGGAGCGGUCCCUCACCCUGGUGUUCGAGUACCUGGACAGUGACCUGAAGCAGUAUCUGGACCACUGUGGGAACCUCAUGAGCAUGCACAAUGUCAAGAUCUUCAUGUUCCAGCUGCUCCGGGGCCUCGCCUACUGCCACCGCCGCAAGAUCCUGCACCGGGACCUGAAACCCCAGAACCUGCUCAUCAAUGAGCGCGGGGAGCUGAAGCUGGCAGACUUCGGACUGGCCCGGGCCAAGUCGGUGCCCACGAAGACCUACUCCAACGAGGUGGUGACCCUGUGGUACAGGCCCCCCGACGUGCUGCUGGGGUCCACCGAGUAUUCCACCCCCAUUGACAUGUGGGGCGUGGGCUGCAUUCACUACGAGAUGGCCACGGGCAGGCCCCUCUUCCCCGGCUCCACAGUGAAGGAGGAGCUGCACCUCAUCUUUCGACUCCUCGGGACCCCUACAGAAGAGACGUGGCCCGGAGUGACGGGCCAGUCUGAGUUCCGUGCCUACAACUUCCCCCGGUACCUCCCCCAGCCGCUCAUCAGCCACGUUCCCAGGUUGGACUCCGAAGGCAUCAACCUCCUGACCAGCCUUCUCCUGGGGGCGCACCCAGCUCCAUGCUCUCUGGGUGUGGGGCGCCGGCUCACAGUGCAGGGCCGGCUCCGCCCAGCUCUCUCCCUGUCCUCCCCUCCAGCUGCCUCCAUCUUCUCCCUGAAGGAGAUCCAGCUCCAGAAGGACCCAGGCGGCCGGGGCCUGGCCUUCCAGCAGCCAGGACGAGGGAAGAGCCGGCGACAGAGCAUCUUCUGAGCUGCGCCCAGCCCACUGCGGCCGGAGGGAGAGAGGCACACUGGGCAGCUGCAGGCAGGGUGGCUUGUGCGGCCCUCGGAGGACGGAGGAUCGAGGGCGAGGCCGGCCCGGAAGACCUCUGGCAGCCCUGCUGGCCACAGCUGGGUCCUGACCUGCUCCCCACAUCUCCCCGGUGGCCUCAGCCUGGACACCAACCCCUCCAUCACCUGCCCUGGGAGGGGGUGAGGGGCAAGGAAGGACCCCGGACGCUUUUCCAUCCCAAAGCCCUUGGGCACCAGCAUGGGGCCCACGGGGCCAGGAGGACCCAGCUGCCGGGCUGAGCACGGUGCCCUGGACAUGCCUCCCCCAGGGCCUGCCUGUCUCACCAGUUUGGUAGAUUCCCUUCUGGGCCCCUCGUUCCCUUCUCCCCUCUGAGAGCAGGAAGUGACAUGGCAUCUUUUCCAGGACCCUGGAAUCCUGGGUGCCAGUUUGUGUGCCAAAGCACCUGAGGGGCAGGGGCCCCCAGGGCCACAGGGGAAGUAGUCGGCCUAUCCCCACUCCGUCACCCCACCUGCUCCCAUUUCCCCUCCGGGCCAGAGGCCCUGUAUGCUGCUGGAGGCCCGCUGAGUCGGCGGCCUGGCACCGCCAGGGGCACUCCUGUGCCUCCGCCGCCCACCGUCUCCCUGGUCCGAAGGGGUCAGACUGCCUUACGUUGGAAGGUGGGAGCACGCGCUGCCCUUGGCGCUCUGACCCGAGCUCCUACCGCCCAACCUUUCCCCGAGCAGCUCCUGCUUGUCGCACCCGCGUGCUGAUAAGCCAGCCCGGGGCCAGGGUCCUGAGGACAGCACCCAGAUAGGCAGGGUCACCCCGGCACUGGUGCCAGGCUGGCCUUGGCUCCUUGGGCCUGGCACGGCCUCCCUGCCCUCCUUCCCAGUCCCUGUGGCCCUGUCCUUGCUCCGCCCGAUCCUGGCACCAGCCGCCCCAGAGGGUGGCUGUGAGAAGGCGAGUGUAAAUGGUCAGUCCGAGGUAGAGGAAGGUGGGGUGGGCCAGCACAGGGGCUGCAAGUCUGCGGGGCCUGGGCCCCUGGAGAAAGGCCUCCCAGCACCCCUUCCUGGCCUGCCUGCUGCGUCCCCAAGGGCACCUCCACAGGUGGCUGAACCUCGAAUACCGAGGCCAAGGGGAGGCCAGGCCCGACCCUCCCAUACCAGCCCCUGCCCUGCCCGCCCUCUGCCUGAGGGGCAGCCCUGGAGGGUCUUUGUCUCCUGCAGGGCCCCCUCCUCCCCCACGGUACUGGUACUGUGAACGUCCUGGGACUCAGCACGGAGACCGACGCCAUAUUUAAUUCAUGUACAGAAAGGAGCCGCAGUCUCACGCAGAAAAGCUGAGUCCGACAGAUUGAUGCCAAAGAUGGAGGCCUUCUGGGCCUCAGGGGUGCGGGUGUGGGUGUGUAUGUGUGUGUGUGUGUAUAUAUA
Molecule: messenger RNA, 3256 nt
Organism: Myotis davidii
Lineage: Eukaryota; Metazoa; Chordata; Mammalia; Chiroptera; Vespertilionidae
Gene: CDK18
Product: cyclin-dependent kinase 18
Exons: 15
Coding region: 222-1805 (527 amino acids)
Biological process (GO): protein phosphorylation
Cellular component (GO): nucleus; cytoplasm
Molecular function (GO): ATP binding; protein kinase activity
Source: RefSeq, a predicted model, not a curated record